UUGGUGCUAUAGAAAUUACCCAAGAUAUUCCGAAUGCCGGGCAACUGUUGUAAACAAGAUGGAUGGUGUUACCCUGUGUUGGCAGGUGGCAAGAGGGAUAAAUUCACAUUAAGCUUCCGGAUAUCAAAGGCCGAAAUAUAGGCUGGAAAGGAUAGUACAAAUGAAUAGAGACUAAGUGACUUUUUAUAAGGAAUUACAGUUAAUAUGGUUUACGAAAGCAGAAAGAAUACUUCGCCAUCGAAGUUACUGGCAGUUGAUCCAUAUAAAAAGAAUGCCUAUUCCCAGAAUGUGACCUUUGAUAUCCGUCACCUGGACAAAACCCCUGCUAUAGAAAAUGUAGUGGUCAGCACAUCAGAGGAUGACUAUAACCCAGAGGUCAGCGCCAAGAAAACGCAAGCUAAGGACUGGGAGCUGGAUGUCCGAGCCCUCAUCUCCUCCAAAAAAUGGCUACAGAAUUAUGGUCUGAAGAAAAACCGCCUGACCUUCUACCAGAUUCUACCUGUGAUUGGAUUCAAACACAGUGAUGACUUUGACAGAAUUCUCAAAAGACCAGUAUCAUCCCGAUAUGGAACAGGACUAUUCAGCACAUUGUUUCAUCCAGGAGAAGGAAAAACAUUCAAUAUAACAUGUGGAAGAGAAAUGUUGAAACAGAUAGAGGGAAGGUUAACACAGGCCAUCAACCUAUUCAACAGAAGACUGGAAUGGCUGACUACAGAGAGCAGACGUUUGUUUGGAGUCAUAGAAGAGAAGGCCAUUACUAUAGUCCUAGACAUUCGCAAUAUGUCUCCACAGCAGUUUGACCAGUACAGAAUAGCCUUAGAAACUGUCAUUUAUGAACAAUUAACACAAAUUUCAAAGUUCAAUCUCAUUAGGUCGGCAGAUGAUAUGCAGUUGUAUCAUCCAGAAUGUGUUCCUGUAACCCAUGAUACGAUACAGGGAGCUGUUGAUUGGUUGUGGGACUUGGACAGACUAGCCCCUGUGUCCAAAACAGCCACAGCUGAAGCUGUGCUUAAAGCUAUGAUGGAUCAACAUAAUGAAGCAGUAUAUUUGUUCACAGAGGGCAAUUCCAUCGAUUCCUGCAAGGAACUCUUAAAAGAAAAGGUACAAGCUUGCCCAAGGAAGAUUCCCCUUCAUCUGGUGUCCUAUAAUUGUGACUCCUCUGAUAUAGUUAGGUUUCUGCGAGAAUUUGCCAGAGGAAUUGGAUCAAAGUUCCAUGCAUAUGCAGUCAUCAUGGAAAUGGAUGCAUAUGAAGGACAGCCUUUAGAUCCUAAAACAAACAAAGCCAACAUUGUGCUAAAAAAGAAAACUUUUGGAGGUGUUCCUCCUGGAGCAGGGAUGAGAGAGGAUGUGAUGCUAAUUUUUGAAGAAUUGGAAGAGGCAAGAAAUGUCCGCUCCCAGAUUCAAGCACUCACAGAAACAGUCCCUGAGCCCAAGAUUCAAAUUGAGUCAAAAAUCAGUAAGUGGGACUGCGAAAAUGUUGAAGAACAAUAUAUGGGAACAAAAGAAUGGCUGAAGAGGUAUGGAUUGAGUGCUCGCAGGCUUGAACUUUUUGAUGUGUUGGCAUCUGUAGCUUUCAAACACCAGGAUGGAGCUGUAGACAUCAACAUGAAACCAGGGGAAAAUACUCAAACUGAUGCUGUAAAACAUACCAAGCUAGUGAAUGCGAGAUACUGUGAUAGAUUCCCCAUUGUAAAGUGGAAAGAUGGCCGAGUGGUUCAUGUUCAAGUCACACCAGAACUUCAUAGAGAAUAUGAAAGAAAGAUGACCGUUGCCCUAAACUCUUUUCAUCAAAGAAUUGACUGGCUGAACAAGGGAAGCAGAGCACUGUUUGGAACUGUCAUAGAAGAUCAGAUUUAUAUCCUUAUAGACACUUCAGCAUCCAUGUUACCUAGUAUUCAGUAUCUCAAGGAUAAACUCUUCUUACUUAUGCAGGAACAAAUAAGACACAAGAAGAAGUUCAACCUGAUUUCCUACAACUCCAAAGCCACGGCCUGGCAGAAUCGGUUGGUGGAUAUAUCAGAGCUGAGUCUAAAAGGAGCCUGGAAGUGGAUCCAGGGUCUGUCAUGCUGGGGCUCCACCAACACUUAUGCUGCUCUACAGCAUGCAUUAUCUGACCCUGGCACUCAGGCUAUAUACCUACUCACUGAUGGAAGACCAGAUCAGCCACCUAAAUCCAUCAUUGCUCAAGUUCAGAUGCAUCAUUCUGUUCCUGUUCAUGCCAUUUCCUUUAACUGCAAUGAUAAGGAGGCUAAUGAAUUCUUGUUUGACCUUGCCAAAGCCACAGGUGGACGAUAUCAUUACUUCUCAGAAAAAGGCAAGGACCCAGACCAGCCAGAAUCAUGGGAGAGUGAAGAUAUACGCCACAUCAAAGAUGAGAUUCAGAGAGGAUUAGAGGCUUUGGACAAAGUGGAGGAAUUAAGAGAUGAAUGCUCCAAUCUGUCUUACAAAAAAGAGGUAUCCGAGAUGAAGAAAUGCAGUAGAGAUCACGUGUUAUCCAAUACUGACAGAACCUCAGCAGUCCCUCCCAUGGACACCAAAGACCUGUACAGAUCUACCCCAUCUCCUCCUCCUAGACCUAAGAGCGCUCCUCCCGUUCAGUCCUUCAGACACACUCCUACUCCCCCUAAAUCUCCCAGACAUUCAGAGCCCUCAGAUCUUCACCCAACCCCCUCCUCUGGGAGACCACAGACUGCUCGACUGCGGUCCUCUAGGCCCCAGAGCUCAAAGUCGGCAUCCUCCAAAAACGCUCUUAGUGCCAUUUAUAAAAGAAAAAUGAUCCGACAUAUUGGUCACACUAAAACCAGCAUGCUACGCACUUUGAACAGCAGUGGACGUUUUUCACCCAACGAAUGGCUUUUGCCAGAAACCAGAGCCUUGUUUGAAAAGCAAGCUGAGAAACAGAGACAGUUGGCCAUAGAGACAGAAAAAGAAAAGAGCAAACGAUUGAAGGUGAAGAGAGUCAUUAGGUCCAAGGAAAUGUCAUCCAAGAUGUGGCUGAGCAAAAAUGGACUAGUGGCCAAGAAAUUGACCAUACUGGAUGCCCUUUCACCGACAAUGGUCCCCCACAAAACAAAAUAUGUACCCAUCUUGGAUAAACAUGUUGUUGCCAAAGUUUUUGAUGAAAUACUGCCUGUAGCCCAUGUGUCUAGCAGGACAAAACAACAGAUAACUUUGGUCAAUCCUAUUGCUGUGGAUCUGGAAGGCUACAAAAAGAAAGUGCGGAAAUGUGUAGAUCAGUACAAGGCGAGAUUGAAUAGAAUUGUGUGGAAUGCGCUGCCUGAAUCUGCAAAGGCUGAAUUUGAUUCAGAGGAACCUGUAUCAUUUGAAGACAACAAAUUAAAAUUAAUGAAAGCCCUAGACAAUGCUGGAUGCCCAGUCAGAGAGCAAGACAUAUUGCUACUGGAAAAAGAAAUUAAAAGAGGAGAAAAGUACAUUGAGCAGGCAGAAGACUUACGACGCGCUUCUGAUCCGAACAGACAGGAGAGUUUUGAUGACUUGGUGAGGAAUCGCAGCAGACAGAGCAGCAGAAGUUCUUCAUCCAGGAGCAGUAGAAGCAGCAGACACAGCAGUGCUAGCAGCAGAAGCAGUAGGAGCAGUAGGGGUAGUAGAAGCAGACGCUCCCGUAGUGAGAGUCCUAGAAGUCCAAGGAGUAGGACUCCAAGCAGAAGUCCUAGUCCUGCUAGGAGUAACAAAGAUGAGGAUGAACUUAAUGUGUAUGAUGAUAAAGCCAGCAUUGCGUCCAGUUUGACCGUGAACUCCAAUCCUGAUGAAGAGGGCCAUAGAAGUCACAACUGCCUGGACAGAAAACCAGUCAAACUCAAAAACCAACUUCUGAUGGAUCAAGAGAAAGAUUUACCACAAAACAUCAUACGACGAGUCCUUGAUACACUGAAAGGUCAAUCAGUGGUGGCCAGGAGGGACUCGGAUGGACUCUAUUAUCCUGGAACUGUUGUAAAAUGCCCUGACACCAGGCAUGCAUUGGUCGAGUUCGAAGACAAAGAACAGGUCCUCACACCCACCAGACUAAUGAUAGCAACCAGUGGUGCCAUUGCUAGACCUCAUCUCAGGAUUGGAGAUUGUGUUUUGGUGAGAGUCAUUAAUUCAGACUCAAAACUAGAGUGCUAUGCCCCUGGAAUUGUACAGGUUCUUCCUCAAGAUGAGACUGCACAGGCCAAAUUCUAUACAGUGAUGAUGUACAAUGGUCAACAGGCAACAGUAAUGAGAAAUUAUGUCAUGAAAAUCAGCAAGUCCAGAUUUGAGUUUGCGAUCCGCUACAUUGCAGAAAUUCAGAUGCAGAACCAAGGGAGCUUUGAUGACCAUGUUUAUGUGAAGACUCCACGAUCAGCCAGACCCAGUGAUAAAGAAAGAAGAGGAAGAAGGGAACAUAGAGAAAGAGAGAGGAAAGCCUCUCCCUCACCAGAAGUUGAAAUUUCUGUUGUUGACCAGACUGAGAGUGGCCCUCCUACUGAACAGAAUUCUGUGACAAGUGAGAGACCAGCCAGUGCUCGACCCCCAGCCCCUACCCCUAACACAGCAAGGACCGGCAAAACAAUGUCUCCACUCCCUGAGGAGGAAGCUUCAAGAUCAAGAUCACCGACUCCAACACCAAGAGUAUCAAGAUCAAAUUCUAGAAGCAGGUCAAGGUCAAGAUCUAGGUCAAGAUCUAGAAGCAGGUCAAGGUCACGUUCAUAUUCAGGAGAAAGAGAUAAAAGAUCAAGAUCAAAUUCAAGGUCAUCUAAAUCACGAUCCAGAUCAAGGAGUAGUGAAAGUUCAAGGUCUCAGUCCCCUAUCAAUCUAAAAAGCAGGUCAGAAAGCAUGGAGAGAUUAAAUAAGAAAAGCAAGAAACUUAAGCAACUCAAAAAGCAACUGAAAGAGCAACAAGAACAAUUUGAAGUACAGCAACAGAAAAUUCAAAAGCAAGCAAAGAAAUUGAAGAAAAUGAAGAAGAAACUUAAGAAGAAGAAAAAGUAUGAGAAGUCAGUUAAAUCCAGUAACCGUUCUGCUGUAAUAGAGGUGGAGGAUUCCGAGGACUCGGACGACAGUAAAGUGAAGGAGAGACCAGAUUCUCCAUCGUCAGUACAGGGCCAUGAAGUCACCUCUGGCCUUCUGAGGUUGAGGAAAACACUGCCAUGUCUGAGGGAGGGGGAGGAGGUUAUGGCUCGCUGGUCUGAUGAGGGCUGGUACUUCAGAGGUGUUGUUAAACAGGAUUGCAAUGACUUUAGUUACAUUAUUGAAGACAGCACAAGAAUGUGUGAGAGAAUAUGGAGAGAAGAUAUAAUCACUGAUUAUGAUGAUGCCAAUCAAGUCAUUCAGCCAAAAGAUCCCGUUGUGGCCCUUCACCCUCACUACAGUUUCAGUUACGCACCAGGAAUUGUGUUGGAGGUCUAUCAGAACUUACAAAUGAAAGUCCGAUUCUAUGAUGGAGAAGAAGACAAACUUCCAAGAGAGGAAAUUUAUAAAUUGACACCAGAAAAGUUUGAACAUGAUGUGAAUUACAUUGUCCAAUGUGAGACUCGAUGGGUGGGGCAAGCUGUGGUUGCUAGGGAUGACAGAAUGGGAAGCUACCACUUAGCUUCUGUAAAGGAUAGAGUUGGUAAUGGCAGGGAAUAUGUAUUAGAAUGGUGUGAUGGGGAGCAGGCCACACAGACCUCUCAUCAUAUAUUUGGAGUUUUCACCAAGCAUCACCCCCUGUCUGUGGGGGACCAUGUUCUAGCUAUGUGGGACAGUCACCAACAUGUGUACCUUCCAGGCUGGGUGGCAGGAAUUAUAGGGGAGAAAAUUAACAUCAAAUUCUGUGAUGGAACAAUACGGGAUGUAGAGGAUAUUUUACAAUGCUUCUGGUUAAGCAGUGACUAUUAUGAGAAUGCAGUUUUGUUCUACAACAAGUGCCAAACUCAGACAGAAGAAUCAGCAUAACCAUAGUCUGAUUAUUGUGAAUCAUUGAAACAUCAGGUAAACUGCUGUUGAUCAGGAAAUGUUACAGUAAUCUGAUACAUGUGUAUGCAUCUCUGGAAAUAUUGUAGAUGACCUUUGAAAUAUUUAAGUACUUACCAUUUAUGUUAGAUGACAGUUACAUAAUGCAGUGUGUAUGUAUUACAAGUUACUUAGCUGCACUAUGUCUAUAUGGUAUUUGCUCUACUUUAUCAUCAGUAGUCAGUGUGAUUGAGGUGUUUGCAUGAUUUUAUUUGGGUCUGAUGAAGAAAUUGAAAACAGGUCACAAUUAGUAUAGCCUCUGCAUUACGCAUAUUUAUUUAUACAUGUAGUAGAAUAUGUUGAGAAAAAAAAUGUACUGAUUUUGUUUUAUAAUUUGUCAAAUUUUGCAUAAUUUUGUCUCGAACAUCACACUAAUUGCUCUACUGUUCAAAGACUUCUGAAGAGUUUGUGUAUUGACAAGGUGUCUUUUGUUUGUUUGUUGUGCAAACUGUUGUCUGUAAACAAUUUUCAAAAUGCUACUCCUCCUACAGUUUCGGUUUGAUUUCUGUAGAACUUGGUACACAUGUAAAUUUUACCAAGAUACAUGAUUUCCUCAUUUGUUUUUUUUUUAAAGAUUGGUGUUGCCAUGUUAACUUAAAAUACAAACCUUUCAAAGUGCUACUCCUGCCACAGUUUGUGUUUGAUUUUAAUAAAACUUGGUAUACAGUAGACUACAAAAUGAUAUCGAAUUUCUCUUGUACUCUUAUAAGUGCAAACCAGUAGGGCUACAGUCUCAUCAGACUUCUGAUUAAAACUAUAUUACAAAAAUGGCAUUUACAUGGUGUAUAUCUCUUUUAGUGUUUUUUCUUUUUUAUCGGUUUAUUUAGAAGGGAAUUAUUUUGGUGCUAGAGAAUACUGUUUGUAUUAUUGAGUAUCUUAUUUAGAA
Molecule: messenger RNA, 6859 nt
Organism: Saccostrea echinata
Lineage: Eukaryota; Metazoa; Mollusca; Bivalvia; Ostreida; Ostreidae
Product: von Willebrand factor A domain-containing protein 3B-like
Exons: 35
Coding region: 205-5916 (1903 amino acids)
Source: RefSeq, a predicted model, not a curated record